AUGGCCAGCAGCAGCUUCUCGACUUCCGUGUAUUUCAGCAGCAGCUGUGCAGAAACCUGCAGCGAAACUCUCCACGGUAAGCCGCGCAUCUGCUGCAUAUCACUGCAGCUUUCUGCAGCAGCAACACUUUCAGUUUAUUCACAAGAAGAGAGCCUCGAUUCCCGCGUUUCGGCUCGGCGGGCGCGGCCAGAAGUUGAAUUUGCUGCUGCUGCUGCUGCUGCUGCUGAAUCUGCUGCCAUCAGCUGCGGAAGCGGCUCCCCCAGCAGCAGCCCCGUGGCUUCUUCAACUCACGCCACAGCAGACGGGACUCUCUUGACCUUUUAUGAGCCCCCCAGCCCCAAAAGGCCGCGAAGAAUGCAUGCAGCGUCUGCUGCUGCUGCAGCGUUUCCUGCUGCAGCAGCGACUGCUGCUGCAGCAGAGCAGCGCCGCUGCAGAGAGCCCUCGCAGCUAAAGAGCCCAUUUGGCACUUCUUCGGGCCUCUUUUCCGAAGCAGAAGAUUCGUCUUCAUCAGCAGCAGCAGCAGCAGCAGCAGUUUGUCUUUACUUCGACAGCAGCACGCGGCUCUGGGGCGUCGGCACGCACGACGCCGACGGCAGCAUCCAGCUGGAGCUGGUGGAGGAUUCCGGCGCUGCUUUCUUGACUUCUGCUGCGCUGCAGCAGCUGCAGCGCAGCAGCAGCAGCAGCAGCUACUGCUGCGAAGGCUCCGCCCUUCUGCUGCAGGCGCAGCCGCAGCUGCUGCUGCUGCCCCACAAGGCCCGCGUCAGCCGUUUGCUGCUGCCGGGGGUUUACAUCAGCAGCAAAGCUGUGGAGGGCCUCGAGCUCUUGAGCAGCAGCAGCAGCAGCGGCCGCAGCAGCCUUUUCCAAAUGCUGCAGCCCUUCACCUCCACUGCAGCAGGCUCCAGGCUGCUGCUGCUGGUGUUCUUAGCUCUGCUGCUGCAGCUGCUGCGGGCGAACAUCCGGAGGCCGCUGGACAGCGAGGAGGAGAUUCAGCAACGGCUGGAUGCAGUGGAGCUCUUGAUGACGCAGCAGCACUCGUGCGCGCGGCUAAAAGCUGCGCUGCAGGGCUCGGCGGCCGCGAAGGCCGAGCAGCAAAUGGCCGACAGACUCAGCGCAGCCGCCAAACUCCACAAAGAACUCCUCACUUGUCUUUCAAUUCGUUCAAUUUUGUCGGAGUGA
Eimeria tenella is the source of this 1176-nucleotide messenger RNA. RefSeq lists its product as uncharacterized. Lineage: Eukaryota; Apicomplexa; Conoidasida; Eucoccidiorida; Eimeriidae. The transcript is spliced from 8 exons. The record is from RefSeq and is a predicted model, not a curated record. The coding region runs from base 1 to 1176 and encodes 391 amino acids.